Molecule: messenger RNA, 177 nt
Organism: Plasmopara halstedii
Lineage: Eukaryota; Oomycota; Peronosporomycetes; Peronosporales; Peronosporaceae
Exons: 2
Coding region: 1-177 (58 amino acids)
Source: RefSeq, a predicted model, not a curated record
AUGGAACAGGAAUCGACUAAAAGUCGAAAUGGUUUGGGAGUUGAGCACUGCAUUCCUAAAGGAGCUAUUAUGAGUCAUGAACCAAUACUAGAGGCGACAAUGACAUUAAGCGAUUUUUUUUUGCUAAUCAGUUCGGUCGAUCUCAUGUCCUACACCGAAGCUAUCGCAGCUUCAUAA